CUUUAAGCGCCUUUCACUCAUAAAAUUGAGGAAUAAAUGGCUGCUCCGGCAGUGGAGGGCGUAGCAGUGGCGGCGCUCCGGUCGGUGAUUCUCCGGGUCCGCCAAGCCGCGGAGCGAUCGGGGACUCUACCCGAACGGGUCCGGGUCGUGGCUGUAUCCAAAACAAAACCCGUCUCUCUCAUCCGCCAAGUAUACAAUGCUGGUCAUCGCUGCUUCGGCGAGAACUAUGUCCAAGAAAUCAUUGAAAAAGCUCCUCAGCUGCCGGAGGACAUAGAGUGGCAUUUCAUCGGGCAUUUGCAGAGCAACAAAGUUAAAACACUACUUGCUGGAGUCUCAAAUCUGUCCAUGUUCGAGGGUGUAGAUAAUGAGAAGAUUGCAAAUCAACUUGAUCGGGUGGUUUCAACCCUUGGAAGGAACCCAUUGAAGGUCAUGGUCCAGGUGAACACCAGUGGUGAAGCAUCAAAAUCUGGCGUUGAACCUUCAGGCUGUGUAGGGCUUGCGGAACAUAUAAAAUUACAUUGCUUGAAUUUGGAAUUUUCUGGCUUAAUGACCAUAGGGAUGCCAGACUAUACAUCCACUCCAGAAAACUUCCAGGCACUAUUAAACUGCAGACGCGAGGUCUGCAAAGCUCUAGGCAUGCAAGAGGAACAGUGUGAACUCUCAAUGGGCAUGUCUGGUGACUUUGAACUUGCACUGAGGUCAUUCUUCUUCCCUGCAGAUUGAAAAGGGCAGCACCAACGUGAGGAUUGGUUCAACCAUAUUUGGACCGCGGGAGUACGCAAAGAAGCAGCAGAAUUAGGGUUGUCAAUUUUUUUUUUUAAUUCAUAUCGCUUGAACAAUCAGUAUAUGUUGGUGUAACAGUUAUAUCCAGGAACCCUGGGAAAACAUUCUACUUUGUUGAAUAUAAAUCAAUGUCAUUGCUAUUCAGCAGGA
Tripterygium wilfordii is the source of this 933-nucleotide messenger RNA. RefSeq names its product pyridoxal phosphate homeostasis protein-like. Bases 37 to 723 code for a protein of 228 amino acids. The transcript is spliced from 7 exons. Gene Ontology annotation, cellular component: intracellular anatomical structure. The record is from RefSeq and is a predicted model, not a curated record. NCBI's taxonomy places the organism in Eukaryota, Viridiplantae, Streptophyta, Magnoliopsida, Celastrales, Celastraceae. Gene Ontology annotation, molecular function: pyridoxal phosphate binding.